Molecule: messenger RNA, 570 nt
Organism: Enterobius vermicularis (human pinworm)
Lineage: Eukaryota; Metazoa; Nematoda; Chromadorea; Rhabditida; Oxyuridae
Source: the annotation of a GenBank genome assembly
AUGGUUCGGUGGCGUUUUCAGUCUUUUCCUCUGCAGUGGAUAUCAUUUUUUUGUCUCGUACCUGUACUGCUGACUCAUGCUAAUGAUUCUGGUCAUUCGCUUAGCUUAAGUCAACCAACUGAAGCUACCGUCGAACGUAACAAAAUUGUUAUAUCCGGUUCUACGCCAACUGAGGGUAUUGACUACAUAACUGAACUGGCUGCAGAAGCUAUCCCUCAACUUCUUAAUAACUCGAUGCUACCCGACGUUGAUGCUGAUGGCGUUAAAAUCUUAAAAAUGCGCGUUGAGAAGUUUGAGAAACCAACGCUACGAUCACAUUUUAUUAAGGGAGCCGGUGUUGGCAUCAACUUGUAUUUGCCACAUGUUGUUAUAUCAGCAGCAUGUGAAAUCAGCAGUUUUCUUACCACUCAACGAGGUAAAUUGCGUGGAGAGAUUCAAAACCUGUCGAUUGUUAUGGAAGUUCAUAUGCAAAGAAACGAGAGUACAAAAAUGAACAUUAUUACUGUUAGCCUUUUAGUUCUGUUCACAAAAUCCUCCCUUUCUUUACCAAAACAUCGGAACCUAGGGUAA